Chlorella variabilis is the source of this 1737-nucleotide messenger RNA. RefSeq lists its product as hypothetical. NCBI's taxonomy places the organism in Eukaryota, Viridiplantae, Chlorophyta, Trebouxiophyceae, Chlorellales, Chlorellaceae. The transcript has 8 exons. The coding region runs from base 1 to 1737 and encodes 578 amino acids. The record is from RefSeq and is a predicted model, not a curated record.
AUGCUGGUCAUCUGUCGGGUGCAGCGGCAGCUGCAGCGACAGCAGCAACAGCAGCGUUGGCGGUGGCGGCGGGGGCGUCUGGUUGCCGCUACCGCAGCAGGUGCAGCAGACGACGAAGGCUCGGAGACUUCGCUAGCCUCUGACUUCAUGUCUUUCAUCAACCAGGCGGGCGUGGAUGCGCCCAUGCCGCCCAGCCGCCCCACGCACCUCAUGUCUCCAACAACAUGUAUAGCUGUGCAGAUGAACGCGUUGCAGCGGAACGACUAUCCUGAGAAGGACGCCGGCGUGCGCACCGCCUUCCUGUUCACGAAGCCAGAAGGCGCCGAGGAUGUGAUCGCCGCGCCGGCGGUCCCGCAGCGGGUGCGCAGCUGGGCAGCGCGUGAGGAGUGGCUUGCCUUUGCCGACUUCUCCAACCAGCUGCACUCGCCGCCCUUUGGCGUGCUGCUCCAUUGCGAUGCAUGGCAGCCCAUCUCGCAGCUGGUGUUCCCAUCCAAGCGGCACAUGAACAAGGCUGUGUGCGCCGUGGAGGUGACGAGCGCGACGCAGCAGCGGCAGGCAUUCACCUUUUGUUUAGAGAAGGUGGAGCAGGGUCCCUGGAAGAAUGUGUGGCUGACGGCUGAGGGCCCGCUGCAGGGCCUUGCAGAGCUCUUUGGGGCUACAGGAGAUGACCCUGGACACUGGAACUUAAGCCCCGAGUGGUGGGGCAACCUGGAUGGCGGGUGGGGCCGGGAUGCAGGGGUCGUUGUGUUUGCUGCUGACAGCGAGUGCGGCAAUGGGCACGUCACCGUCACUGCCCAUCCCGCUUCAGCUACCGGGCAGGCGGCGGCCGCCAGCCAGGGCGGGUGGGAAGAAUGGCGCGUGCUGCGGUUCAACGGCGUCACACGGCAGUCGGUGGCUCGGGUGUGGGUGCAGCCAGCAGCCGGAUCAGGCGCAGUAGCAAGGAACGGCAUGCAGCGGCAGCAGCCACACAUUGAAGCGCAGGCCGCCUGUCUGGCUCAGGAGUAUCUGAAGACAGCCGCUUCAGUGGUGGCAGCCCUGCUGGGAUUGCAGGGGCUGCUGGAGCCUCACCAACCCGCACAUAGCAGCGGCGGCAAUGGCAGCGGUGCCAAUGGCAAGGCACACCGCCUGCGUGCGCUGUGCAUCGGCGUGGGCGGCGGCAGCCUGCCGCUCUUCCUGUCGCACCACUUCCCGCGCAUGGACGUGGAUGCAGUGGAGCUGGACCCAGCUGUGGUGGCGGCAGCCACCCGGGCCAUGGGCCUCCCCGCCGCCCUGCCCAGCCUGAGGCUGCACACCGCCGAUGCGGCGGCGUUCCUGCGCGAGCGCUGCGGGGGGCAUCAGGGGCAGGCCCAGCCUCCAUACGACCUCGUGUUCAUGGAUGCUUACGACGGAUCAGACGACGUGCCCGCCACGCUGUGCACGCCAGGCGCGUCUUUUGCGCGGCUGGUUGCAUCCGCGCUGCACCCCAGCCACGGCUGCUUCCUGGUCAACCUGCACAGCAUGGAGGACAGGGCCACAGUCACGGCAUUCAAGGCGCACGUGCUGGGCACAGGCAGCGGCAGCUGCUUCGCAGUGGGCACGCAGCGGCAGGACAAUGUGUGCGUGGCGGUGGCGCGCGGCCUGCGGCUGCCGGCGAGCGCACGGGAGGAGCUCCGGCGGGCGGCGGCUGCGGUUGCGGGCGACGCUGGCUUCCUCUUUCCUGCUGGCAGCCGUGCCUGCAAGGACUAUCAGCCACUGUGA